CCCGCCGCCGGCGCGCAGCCCCCGGCCCGCCGGCCCCGGCGCCGCCGCGCGCCCCGCGCCCAGCCCAGGUCCAGAACAAACGCCUUCUCUGAAGAGCCUCCAGAACAGAGCGACGAGGACAUGGCCACCAAGGAGAAGCUGCAGUGUCUCAAGGACUUUCACAAGGACAUCCUGAAGCCGUCCCCGGGGAAGAGCCCCGGGACGCGGCCCGAGGACGAGGCGGAGGGCAAGCCCCCCCAGCGCGAGAAGUGGUCCAGCAAGAUCGACUUUGUACUGUCCGUGGCCGGCGGCUUCGUGGGUUUGGGCAACGUCUGGCGUUUUCCAUACCUCUGCUACAAAAAUGGCGGAGGCGCCUUUCUCAUACCGUAUUUCAUUUUCCUGUUUGGGGGCGGCCUGCCCGUGUUCUUCCUGGAGGUGGUCAUCGGCCAGUACACCUCCGAAGGGGGCAUCACCUGCUGGGAGAAGAUCUGUCCCCUGUUCGCUGGCAUCGGCUACGCGUCCAUCGUGAUCGUGUCCCUCCUGAACAUCUACUACAUCGUCAUCCUGGCCUGGGCCACCUACUACCUGUUCCAGUCCUUCCAGUCGGAGCUGCCCUGGGCCCAGUGCAACCACAGCUGGAACACGCCGCACUGCCUGGAGGACACGCUCCGGCGCAACAAGAGCCUGUGGAGCCACAACUACACCUCGCCCGUCAGCGAGUUCUGGGAACGCAACGUGCUCAGCCUGUCGUCCGGCAUCGACGAAGUGGGUUCCCUCAAGUGGGACCUGGCGCUCUGCCUGCUCUUCGUGUGGCUCAUCUGCUUCUUCUGCAUCUGGAAAGGCGUCAAGUCCACGGGCAAGGUCGUCUACUUCACGGCCACCUUCCCGUUCGCCAUGCUCCUGGUGCUGCUGGUGCGCGGCCUCACGCUGCCCGGCGCGGGCGCGGGCAUCAAGUUCUAUCUCUACCCCGACAUCUCCCGCCUGGAGGACCCGCAGGUCUGGAUUGAUGCUGGGACCCAAAUAUUCUUCUCCUAUGCCAUCUGUCUGGGGGCCAUGACCUCGCUGGGAAGCUACAACAAGUACAAGUACAACUCGUACAGGGACUGUAUGCUGCUGGGAUGCCUGAACAGUGGUACCAGUUUUGUGUCUGGCUUCGCAAUUUUUUCCAUCCUGGGCUUCAUGGCACAAGAGCAAGGGGUGGACAUUGCUGAUGUGGCUGAGUCAGGUCCUGGCCUGGCCUUCAUCGCCUACCCGAAAGCCGUGACCAUGAUGCCGCUGCCCACCUUCUGGUCCAUCCUCUUUUUUAUUAUGCUCCUCUUGCUUGGGCUGGAUAGCCAGUUUGUUGAAGUCGAAGGACAGAUCACGUCCUUGGUUGACCUUUACCCGUCCUUCCUAAGGAAGGGUUACCGUCGGGAAAUCUUUAUCGCCCUCAUCUGUAGCGUCAGCUACCUGCUGGGGCUGAUGAUGGUGACGGAGGGUGGCAUGUAUGUGUUUCAACUCUUUGACUACUAUGCAGCUAGCGGUGUAUGCCUUUUGUGGGUUGCAUUCUUUGAAUGUUUUGUUAUUGCCUGGAUCUAUGGCACUGAUAACUUCUAUGACGGUAUUGAAGACAUGAUCGGCUACCGGCCUGGGCCCUGGAUGAAGUACAGCUGGGCCGUGGUCACUCCGGUUCUCUGUGUUGGAUGUUUCAUCUUCUCUCUCGCCAAGUACGUGCCCCUGACCUACAACAAAGUGUACAAGUACCCGGAAUGGGCCAUCGGGCUGGGCUGGAGCCUGGCCCUGUCGUCCAUGCUGUGCAUCCCCCUGGUCAUGGUCGUCCGCCUGCUGCAGACGGAGGGGCCGUUCCUCGUGAGAGUCAAGUACCUGCUGACCCCACGGGAGCCCAACCGCUGGGCAGUGGAGCAGGAGGGGGCCACGCCCUACGUCGGCUCCCACAAGUCCCUGGCCAUGAACGGCACCCUCAUGAAGCCCACCCACAUCAUCGUGGAGACCAUGAUGUGACCCCCUCCCCCCCCGCCCCGGGGCUGCUUCUCUGCUGUUUACUAACAUUAGAUUCCCCUAGGACCAGGUUUACAGAGCUUUAUAUUUGCACUAGGAUUUUUUUUUUUUUAAUUGUCACAGAAAAUGUUACUGUGUGUAUGUGUGUGGUACCGUGAGUAUGUGUUAUUUUGUUUCCAUUUGGGCAGGGGGAAUAUUUUGUACAAAAACAAAAUGAAACAAACAAACAAAUGAAAAAAAAAGAAAAAAAAAAAGAAACUCCACCCCCCUCCUCCCCCACACACGCAGACGGGGCGUCUGUUCCCGGGGGUGCGAGGCGGAGAUUUGUACUGAAUUAGAUGUAUUUUAUGGGAACUCGGUCAAAUUUCCUUUGUAUUUUUUUUACCAUAGGACUCUGUAGACACGUGGCGGUCGUCACUUUGACCACUUGAAUCAAUCUCGCCAGCAAUAGAUCUCAUUUUCAAAAGCAAUUCUUCGGUGCUUGUACAGCUGGCAGAGAGUUCUGCCCCCCCCCACCCCCACCCCCGGGCCCCCACCAGCCCCCCGACAAAAAAAAAAUAAAAUAAAAAUAGCACAGGGUAGAAAUUUCCGGGGACAGCAGGCCCGGCUAAGGGUGCGGCUCUUCCCAAACCUGGGUCAGGAGAAGCUCAGUCAGUGCAAAGGGCCCUGUCCGCCCCCUCGGGGCUGGAGACAGUGGGGGCGCGAGGGAGGGAGGGGGCCCUCCUGACCCUUGUCCUAGCCCAGGACAUGCCAAAGUGGACGGGUGAGCCGAGAAGCUGGCUUUGAAGUGUGUGCAGAAAAAAAAAAAAACCCUUGGGGACGAGGGGUGCUCGAGGGGAUGUCUGAGAGGGCAGGGGUCAUCCCAGGACCCCCCUCCCCGCCCCCGAUACACACCCCGAGGGAUGAUACGGGGCAUGGGCUUCUGGCCUUGUCCUUCCCGAGGUCCCCUAUGGGGGAACACGGGCCCCCUAGGACCCCGCCUGGCAGGUCUGUCCCCCCAUCAGCAGAGAGGGUGAGCAGUGGCCCCGGGGGCUGGGGGGGCGCCAGGGGCCCCUUCUCUCCUCUCCUCUCCCCUCCCCCUCCGACUCCCAGAGGCCAGGAAGUUUCGGGCCAGCGCUGGUUGACGCGCUCCCCUGUCCCCGGCCCAGGGUCGCCCAGACUCCGGGCCAGCGAGGUCAGGAGCCUCCUUGGGGGCUGGUCGCAUCUGCGAUGUGGGGGGAGGCCACCUCGCAGGCCCCCCCAGCCGUGUGCAUGAGAUGCCCUUUGCCCUUUGCCCUCUCGCCUGUGUCAAACAGCGGGGACUUGGUGGUACUGGCACCCUGGGUCCGGCUUGGCCGAACCAGAGCAGCAGCCCCUGACCCCAGCAGCCCGGGUCCGAGGAUCCGGUCUCCGCUGCCAACCAACCGUCCCUCCCAAGCUCGGUCGCCACGAAAACAAGACCCAGAAGCCCAGAAGGCGCUCAGGGCCCCUCGCGAGGGGGCUCAGCACGGGAAGUCCAGCCACGGGGCUCAGGCCCGGGGCUCCCGGAAUCCUGGGCGCUCACCCCCAAAUCCGGGACAGGGAGGAGGCCUCGGUGCCCCCUUGUCUUUGGCAAACACUCACGUGUCACUUUCCCAGAGCGUGUCCUCUGCCAAACCCCCCCCCCCGCCCCACCCCUGUCCCGGCCACCGAGUGUCUAUGGUGGCCGCUGACUGGACCGAGCGUCCUCCUCCCGCACUUCCCACGUAGCCAUGUGACCUGUUUCCCUUUGUCUGAUGGGACUUUAGUCGACUAACCGCUGUCAGCGACGGGGGAGACAGGACGCGAGAGCGAGGGCGUGCGGCGGGCGGUCGGGCGGGCGGGCGGGCGGGCGGCGGGGACCUGGGCCCGUCCCCUGGGCCGGCUGGCCGCGGGCUCUGCCCACCCCCCCACCCCCGGGGCGGGAGCUGCAGGAUUUGGCAUUGGCAGCACCCGGCUUCAUUCUGGACACGGCCCCAGAGGCCCCCCAAAUUCUAGACCAAAGAUUCAAGCCAAGCCCACCCCCAGGCCCGGCGUGGAAGGUCUCGCCCCCAACAUGCGCCGGGGACACCUGUGUCCGGUGGUCACAGCCGCCCACCCUUCCCCGGGCACACCCUCGCUCUCGUGUUCCCACUAGAACGUGGCCCCCUGGCAUCAGCCUGUAAGGACGCGUGGCUUCUCUGACUCCGGAGGAAGGAGCCGUGUGACUGGUGCUCCUGGGCCCCGCCCAGGCUGGGUGCGGGGGCGCAGAGAUCCUGACGCCUACCCGUACCCAGGAGGGGGGGCGUCUGUCGAGUGCAGCGAGAGGAGCAGGCUUGCCCCGCCGGGCCCUGUCUCCCACUCCCCUCUCGCAGGCGCGGGGCCCAUCCAUAACCACUUUCAGCCACUGGGGAAACUGAGGCCUGAUGCAGGGAGGAGGCUCGGGCGCCGCGGCUGGCGUCUUGCCAAGCGUGCAGAGCGCUGCUGUGUCCCCCUGCAUUUGGGGGGAGGCCAGACCGUGAUGGUGCAGUAGCCCCGGGCGGGCCCCUAGCGCAGACCCCCCGCACUCCCAGAGAAGGAAAAGCACAAAGGGGGUCCCGAGCUCCCCUCAGCCAGGGCCCCCGCUGUGAGGCCUCUCGGGGAGCCUGCGGGGGUGGUGGGCGGCCCGCUGCCUCUCGUCUUUCUUACUCCAAAGCUGGGGGUCCUCGCACGGGCUCGGGGGUGUCUGCCAGGCCCCCGCGGGAGGGAGCGUCUGGUGAGAGUUGGAGAGUUUGGGCCCCGUUGGAUUUUUGUAUUCAACCUAAUUAACUUUCAACUCCCAAGCAACUGUGACUGUCGUUAGCACAAAGGGACAGUGAGAACGUGGGUCUUGCCUCCUCCCAGAAAUGUCUGGCUCAUCAGGACAUUUUUUUAAAACCUUCAAAAUAUUUUUAAGCUGUUUUAAAACUUUUGUAUAAAAAAAUGAAAAAAAAAUGGGAAAACCGAUCCACCCACAGGACACUGGUCUGAGGAGGAACAUUCUGUACCCGCGGGAGACCCUCGAAUUCAGUCGUGUGCACCCAUGCUUGUGUAUCAAUGUUUGAUGAGAUGAACCCCUGUAUUUUCAGGGUCUUUUCCUUCCCUCCUUUGCUUUUUAGAUAAAUAUGUAUAUCGAUAUUUUAAAUUCAUCUUUGCUUUUUUUUUUUAGAGGAGUUUGUAAUCACCUUAUAACAUGAAAAUAAACAUUUCCUUUUUAAAAUCCA
Messenger RNA from Sorex araneus (European shrew), 5195 nucleotides. It is a transcript of the gene SLC6A6, whose product is annotated as solute carrier family 6 member 6. Gene Ontology annotation, biological process: neurotransmitter transport; sodium ion transmembrane transport; taurine transmembrane transport. The coding region runs from base 121 to 1980 and encodes 619 amino acids. The transcript is spliced from 15 exons. Gene Ontology annotation, molecular function: taurine:sodium symporter activity. The record is from RefSeq and is a predicted model, not a curated record. NCBI's taxonomy places the organism in Eukaryota, Metazoa, Chordata, Mammalia, Eulipotyphla, Soricidae. Gene Ontology annotation, cellular component: plasma membrane.